AUGAUCAACUCCUGUCUUUCAUUGGAAGCAAGAACCGCCGACAACCCCAUGAGACAGCUGGAGGAGAAGAACUCACUGAUGCGCCACGCAUGGCUGGACUUCAGUUUUGAAGAAGGCGAGGAGGAAUAUGUCAGAGCUGCGGUCAAGAUUCUUGAGGCUUUGUCGUUGGGUAAUGGACCAUCAUUCGCGGAACUAGUCUCAUCAGACUCCUUGUACUCUACGCUCUGGGCCAGACCUGAGCAUUGUUUCUGCUUCGAUCCCAUCUCCUCCAACUCGGCAUCAUUGAGCCAUGGGAAUUCUAUGAGCGGCACGUUCACCGUCAUACGACCGGGUGCUUCAGCCCCUUUCAAUCUCGGAGCCCUGAUUGAUCAGGAACUCGACAGAGUAAUUGGGAAAGACAAUCGAUACCGCAGCAAUCCGGAAUUUCUCCGCCUGGAGUAUUCCUCUGCCUACGGCCAACGGGCUGCGUCUGACGGGUUGCACAUCUUUAGCAUCAGAGACAGAUGCCUUAUCACCAAAAGUCACAGUGAUAUGGAUGACCGCGGUCGGGUCACAUAUAUACGAGCAGCAGUCCGACUGCAACAGAGUGGAAUGGACGGAUUGGAUCAGAUUAAAUUUUUCACUCAACAUGAAGACUUUCUUUGGGACCGGUUUGGAAAUCCAGGGGACACAUGGUUCCUGCUUUACUGGAAGACCAAGCCGGGAUAUCGAGUUGGUGGACCGUCAGCAGAGCUGGCCGACUCGAGAAUCGAGGAGAAUAGUAAGGGCACUCAAGAUGAGUCUCGUCAUAUAAACGACUCUUCGAUGAGAGCUGAACAUGAGAGCGCCCUGAAGACAAAGAACAGCACAAGCUUUGCUGUUCCACACCAGAGCUCGUCGAAUCAGGGCCAUCAAAUCUUCUCACCUCGUCGUCCGCUGUCGGGCUGGGCACCUCCGAAGCGGACCCCCGACCCUGUCGCCCACAUACCCAUGACAGGAAACGAUCUCUCCAGCGCGACGAAAGAAACGCCAACGUCAUCUGCGGGCACUGCUCAGCUCUCGGCCAUGGCUUGA
Molecule: messenger RNA, 1053 nt
Organism: Colletotrichum acutatum
Lineage: Eukaryota; Fungi; Ascomycota; Sordariomycetes; Glomerellales; Glomerellaceae
Exons: 2
Coding region: 1-1053 (350 amino acids)
Source: RefSeq, a predicted model, not a curated record